Messenger RNA from Fulvia fulva, 723 nucleotides. RefSeq lists its product as uncharacterized. The record is from RefSeq and is a predicted model, not a curated record. The transcript has 3 exons. Bases 1 to 723 code for a protein of 240 amino acids. NCBI's taxonomy places the organism in Eukaryota, Fungi, Ascomycota, Dothideomycetes, Mycosphaerellales, Mycosphaerellaceae.
AUGCAGAUCAUCGCUCCUAUCCUCUUCGCUGGCAUUGCUGCUGCCAUGCCAGGUGACCCAGGCUACAAGCCAGAGUACCAGCCACCGGCCUACAGCCCACCAGAGAAGCACUGCAUCACCAGCAGCACUUGCUCUGCCUCGUACCACACCACUACCAAGUGGGUCCCAUACGAGAUUACCAAGACUGUCACCCUCACCAGCUACACACCAAAGGUGUACAAUACCAAGGUUGAGAAGAACUACACCGUCACCAACUACAUCCCAUCAGUCUACAACAUCACCAAGACUGUCCCAGUGACAACAACCUACACCAUCCCAUACAGCACCUACACCACCAUCUGCACCACCUCCGCAGUCCACUUCAACAAGACCUCCGUCGCCUACACCAACAAGCUCAGCACCUGCCCACAGACUGACAAGAUCCCAAAGACUGACGUCAAGCACACCUACGAACACACCGCCUACACCACCAAGGCCCCCUGCCCCUACACCACCGUUGAGCACAUCACCUCCUCCACCCAGUCCGUCUGCACCGAGACGUCCUCCGUCUGCAAGCCCUACUCCACCUGCGACAACAAGGGUGGCGAGUACGGCCCACCUCCGCCAAAGACGGAUGAGUAUGCUCCACCCCCACCAAAGGAGACCUACCCAGCCAAGAAGAGUGAGGAGAAGCCGUACUCUCCACCAAAGGAGACGGGCUGGAAGAGCAAUGGUGGGUACUAG